AUGAAGUUUUCCACAAUCUUCGCGUCUCUGGCGCUCAGCGCCGUGCAGAUCACGGCUGCUCCCGCACCCGAGCCGGCUCAGCUGGAGGCUCGCGCGCCCACUCUCUACCUCUGUGGCGACAGCACCAUGGCCCGCAGCAGCGACUCCCAGAUGGAUGGUUGGGGACAGUAUGUCUCCAAGUACCUGAACAUCGCCGUUGUCAACAGAGCCAUAGGCGGUCGUUCCUCUCGUUCAUUCUGGAACGAGGGCCGCUUCCAAAACGUUGCGAACGAAGUCAAGUCCGGAGACAUUGUCGUCAUCGAGUUCGGCCACAACGAUGUCGGCUCGCCCCGCUCCAACGACAACGGUCGCUCCGUUUGCCCUGGCGAGGGUACUGAGACUUGCGUCUCCGACACCACCGGCGAGACCGUGUACACCUUCGUUUUCUACGUCAUCCAGGCUGCCAAGCUCUUGAGAGCCAAGGGUGUUACCGUCAUCCUCAGCUCUCAAACUCCCAAGAACCAGUGGUCAACCGGCAGCUGGGUCGGCACUCCCUCUCGCUUCGUCGCUAUGCAGCUCAAGGCGAAGAACACUCUGGCCGACUCCGGUGUCACCUUUGUCGACCACCACCAGGCCGUCAGCAACAUGUACCGCAAGAUGGGAGCUACUGCUGUCAACGCUCUUUACAUCAAGGACAACACCCACACUAGCCCGGCUGGCGCCGACUUGAGCUCCCAGGCUUUUGUUCAGGCCAUCUCCCAGAACAUGAACGGCACCACCAGCUUGGCCGCUCAUGUCAAGACCCCGGUUAAGAUCGUUUACUAA
Messenger RNA from Colletotrichum chrysophilum, 804 nucleotides. RefSeq lists its product as uncharacterized. Bases 1 to 804 code for a protein of 267 amino acids. Gene Ontology annotation, molecular function: hydrolase activity. The transcript has a single exon. The record is from RefSeq and is a predicted model, not a curated record. NCBI's taxonomy places the organism in Eukaryota, Fungi, Ascomycota, Sordariomycetes, Glomerellales, Glomerellaceae.